Messenger RNA from Scleropages formosus (Asian bonytongue), 1830 nucleotides. It is a transcript of the gene kpna7, whose product is annotated as karyopherin alpha 7 (importin alpha 8). Gene Ontology annotation, biological process: protein import into nucleus. The transcript has 10 exons. The record is from RefSeq and is a predicted model, not a curated record. Lineage: Eukaryota; Metazoa; Chordata; Actinopteri; Osteoglossiformes; Osteoglossidae. Bases 213 to 1781 code for a protein of 522 amino acids. Gene Ontology annotation, molecular function: nuclear import signal receptor activity; protein binding. Gene Ontology annotation, cellular component: cytoplasm.
AGGAGUGGUGUUCUAAUCAGGUGAGCAAGAACACCUGCAGCUCAGCUCUUCCUGCCAUUUAAGAGCCACAUGGGGGACUGGGGGGGGACCCCGUGUUUCUGCCGUUAAGAAGCGCAUCUGGUGGGCUACUGAGUCCUGUCCCACACUGACGCUUCUGCACCAGCUCGACUCGGCUCUUCGAGUUUAGGCCCCUCGCUGUGUUUGUUUCGCCGAUGUUAGCUAUGUAUAGUAUGCCGGCUACCAACGUCGCCCAUGAGCGGAUGACCAAGUUCAAGAACAAGGGCCGCGACCCUUCGAAGCUGCGCGAACGCCGGGCGGCCGUGUGCGUGGAGCUCCGCAAGGCGCAUCGCGACGAGAGCAUCCUGAAGAAGCGCAACAUCUCGGCGCUUCCCGAGGACCAGGAGCUCGCGCUCGACAGCCAGCAGGUGACGGCGGCCGCCAUCCAGGACAUCGUGAGCGACGUGAACAGCGAUUGUAAAGAGCGCCAGUGUCGCGGCUGUCAGGCGGCCAGGAAGCUGCUGUCCCGUGAGCGUAACCCUCCUCUGAAAGAGAUCAUCAAUGCAGGGCUUCUGUCUCGCUUUGUCGAGUUCCUGGGGCGAGACGAUGAGCCCAGCCUGCAGUUCGAGGCGGCGUGGGCCCUGACCAACAUCGCCUCGGGCAACUCGUGGCACACACAGCAGGUGGUGGAGCAUGGGGCUGUGCCAGCAUUCAUCUUGCUGCUUGCUUCACCCAUGCUGCACAUCAGUGAGCAGGCAGUCUGGGCAUUGGGCAACAUUGCUGGUGAUGGGCCAACCUAUCGGGACACCUUGAUUGAAUGCAAUGUUAUCCCUGCAUUACUGGCACGGCUGACCCCAGACACACCUGUGGGAUACCUGCGCAACCUGACGUGGACACUGUCAAACCUGUGCCGUAACAAGAACCCUUUCCCUCCGGUGUCAGCCGUCCAACAGCUCCUUCCAUCCCUCAUCCAACUUCUUCACCACGGCGAUAAAGACAUCCUGUCAGAUGCCUGCUGGGCUAUCUCGUACCUCACAGAUGGUUCCAACGACCGCAUUGACAUCGUGGUUAAAACUGGCGUUGUUUCACGCAUAGUGUCCUUGCUGGAGUCUGAAGAGCUGACGGUGGUGAUCCCAGCACUGCGCACUGUCGGCAACAUCGUUAGCGGCUCAGACCAGCAGACGCAGGUAGCGAUUGAUGCAGGCCUGCUGGGAGUGCUGCCGUGCUUGCUGCGGCACCACAAACCCAGUGUACAGAAGGAGGCAGCUUGGGCUGUGUCCAACAUCGCUGCAGGGCCCUCCUCGCAGAUCCAGCAGCUCAUCACAUGUGGUGUGCUUCCACCGCUUAUCCACCUGCUAAAAAAUGGAGACUUCAAAACCCAACGGGAGGCAGUCUGGGCUAUUACAAACUAUACCAGUGGGGGCACUAUAGAGCAGGUGGUCACUCUGGUCCAGAGUGGUGGCCUGAAAGCCAUUCUUAACUUGCUGCACAUCAAGGAUAGCAAGACCAUCCUGGUCAUCCUGGAUGCCAUCAACAACAUCUUUCUGGCAGCAGCCAAGCUGGGGGAGACGGACAGACUGUGCCUCUUGAUAGAGGAGGUGGGGGGCCUGGAUCGCAUUGAGCUGUUGCAGAAUCAUGAGAAUGAUGCAGUGUACCAUGCUGCGCAAGCUCUCAUCGAGAAGUACUUCAAUGAAGAUGCAGAGGAUGAAUGUCCCUCAACUGAGGCCACUGAGAGAGACUUCAUCUUCCAGCCUCCAGAAGUCCAGAAACAAUUUGACCUGUGAGCCCCUUUGUAUUUGACUUUUUACAUCUCUAAAAUAAAAAUUUGCAUUU